AGAAUCUAAACAAACGUUGGUAGUAUAGCGGAUCGCGCCAAAAUAAUUCAAAUUUAAAGAAUUCUUUUUAACAUUAUUACCUAUUGUACGUUUUUACCUUGGCUCGUCUUUUGAUUAUGGGACCAUUGUAAACUUAACUGUUGAUCUCGCUGCACGAACCAUUUGUUACAGUAGUUUCGCCUAAUUAUUUUGAGGUCUAAUGCCCGUAUUCACCAACGUUCAAUAAGUUCUAUUGGUUCCAUAAAGUGAAGUUAUUGGUUCAAUAAAAAAAAUCGGUAUGCGCCAAACUUCAAUAGUGAUAUUGGUUCCAUAAACGAAUCCAUAAGUUAUUGGCCGAAAUGUCUUCCAUUAAGAGGUUUUGAGGUUAUGCUGAAUGUUAUUAGAAUUGUGUCUUACUAGUGUAAUUUCUGCUAUAAAAAUUAUUUUCAGUUAAGUAUAGAUGUUUUUCUUCAACAAAAAUUUGUUACAGGAAUGGCCUUAAUACCAGAUAUUUUAGAUUUAUCUUCAUCAGAUGAUGGCUUACCAUCGCUACGGACAACGACGUCUCGUCCAGACCUUCUGCGGCACGGCACCUAAGGGCUCCAAAACCACCUGGGAGUUCCGCCUUACUUACCAGGAACAGCACCAUCUUGUCUUCCAUCAGUACCUAGCGUGUAAGGAUCUUAAACCAUGCUCUUAAUCAAAAUCCUGAAAAAGCUUCUCCACGCCAAGCGCGUCAUAUCGAUUAUAUAGCCCAAUUUACUAUUGACAUUCGUCAUGUAUCUGUUCCUAAUUCGAUCCCAUACGAUGAGAUAGCACGAGGCCAGCAAGACGACAUGGAGCUACAGUCGUACUUAAACGAAUUAUUUGCGAUCAAUCUACAGGGAAAUCACGACCAUACAUACCCAAGCAGUAUAGAAUAGUACAUUAUACAUCAAGGGAGAGAAAUGCAUUAUUUUUCCCGCGGUGCGAUUUGUAGCCAGAGGGCGAAGCGAAGCGGAGCCCGAGGGCUACAAAGCACCAAGGGAAAAUGGCAUUUCGCUCCAGAGGUGUAUAUACUAUUUUUUUGCAUUCGCGUCGACGUUUACCUAUACUCUUUAAAUGAAUUGAUGGUUCUUUGAAGAUUAUAACCACAUAUUAAUCAGGUUAGUGGAGAAUUAAGUAUAACCGUGGCAACCAAUAAAUUAAAAUUUAAUCAUGUUAGUCGAGAAUUCAGAUAAACCAUGGCAACAGAUAAACAAACAAUGUUUGCUGUUGAAAAAGUGCGUGAAUUAAAAUGGAAGUUGCGGGUUGUUCUGAAGAACCUUAUGAAAUUACAAACGCCGCUAACGCUGCUGUUGUGAAUUUACUACCUGAUAAGUCGAAAAAGUUGUAUGAAGCAGCAUAUAAAGGUUUUAAAGACUGGUGCAUAGAAAAAGAUGUCGCGACCGUCACCGACAAUGUUAUGUUGGUUUACUUUAGCGAAAAAGCCAAAAAGUACAAAUGUUCAACGGUAUGGGCACAAUAUUCCAUGGUGAGGUCUUGUAUGCUCAUUUACGACAAUGUUGACAUCAACAAAUUUCCAAAAUUGAUAUCAUUUUUAAAAAGGAAUUCUGAUGGAUAUUCUCCGAAAAAAUCGAAAAUAUUUAAUAGAGAAGAGGUGGAAAAAUUCUUGCUUGAAGCUGACGAUGAUACCCAUCUUAUGCGAAAGGUUGCGUUGAUUUUUGGAAUAUCUGGCGCAUGUCGCACUGACGAAUUGGUCAAUAUGACACUGGAUAACGUUGAAGAUGUGGGGUCUUCUUUCAUAAUUACCCUGCCACAUACAAAAAACAAAACAUCCAGAACGUUCGUUAUAGCGAGUAAUGAAGGCGGUAAAGUGGAUUUUCUUCAGAUAAUUCGCAAAUACACGUCCCUUCGACCUGGAACUAACCAUGGACGAUUUUUUGUUUUCUACAAGAACGGAAAAUGUACUCAGCCGGUUGGGAAAAACACGCUUGGCAAGGUGCCAAAUAUGAUCGCCAAUUACUUAAAAUUACCAAACCCAGAACUCUAUACGGGGCACUGCAUGAGGCGUUCCUCCACCACUCUAUUGGCGGAUGCUGGAGCUGACAUCACCACUAUAAAACGGCAUGGUGGGUGGAAGUCCACCACAGUCGCGGAAAGCUACAUUGAGAACUCUGUGGCCAACAAAACGAAGAUUGCAAAUCAGAUUAUUCAAGGUAGCACUACCUCAAAUGUCAAUAUAACAUCGGGAGCCAGUUCUGAUUCGAAUCUAUUGAUUAAUAAAAUUCCAGCGGUAAAUUUUACAAAAUGUGAAAAUAUAACGUUUAAUUUAAAUAUAAACAAUGUACCUUUUUAAGUUUGAGUUAAUAUAACCUAUAUAAAUAUCAGGGAGUUUUCAUUAUCAUUAUUUCUCAAGGGACUGAAAUGCAAUUUCUGUCCCUGUUUUGUGAUCAUAGAAAC
Photinus pyralis (common eastern firefly) is the source of this 2421-nucleotide messenger RNA. RefSeq lists its product as uncharacterized. NCBI's taxonomy places the organism in Eukaryota, Metazoa, Arthropoda, Insecta, Coleoptera, Lampyridae. The transcript is spliced from 5 exons. Gene Ontology annotation, biological process: DNA recombination; DNA integration. Bases 1256 to 2317 code for a protein of 353 amino acids. Gene Ontology annotation, molecular function: DNA binding. The record is from RefSeq and is a predicted model, not a curated record.